AUGUUUGACGAAGAAAAAUGGUUCUACGAUGAAAUUGUGGAAUUAUCCGAUGAGGAAUCUAUCGACCUUAUGUAUAUUAAGGAAGAGGCAACUCAUGAAUGGCAGCAGUGUCCAAUAGGUGUGCUUGGUUCUUUGCGUGGCACCAUACUGAAACUGUUGCUCUUUUCUGCUCUGAAGCGGUUUCUCGUAUUUUUAUAUGCAAAAGGAAUAUUAAAUGAAUUCACGUUACAUGUAACCUUCGUAACUUCUGGAUUGUUUAUAAUAGGAACCCAAAAUAAUUUGUUAUCAAUUUGUACAUACAUUGCUCUAACUGUUGUAUUACCUUAUUAUAAAUUCCUCUUCAAUAGCCAGACUAAGUUUGUGCUAUUAGCGUAUUCGAUCAGUAUGCUUCUAGUUUGGCAGUAUUUCUUCACAGCCAAAGAAUUUAUGUCUAUGCGUGGUAUACUGAUGAUUAUUGUAAUGAAAAUUACUUCAUUGUCAUUUGAUUCUUCUAAUGAAUUUAAUGGCAGCAUCACGUUGUUACAACUACUUUCCUAUAUGUUUGAUAGUUCAACUAUAUUAUUUGGUCCAUGGAUUACUUACAAACAGUAUCAAGACUCGUUAUACCUAAAGAAAUUCAAAGUAGAAAUUAUUAAUUGUUUUCGUGCUCUCAGUUACAUUGCUCUAUCAUUAUUGGCUGUUAUUCAUUCGUCGUGCAUUGCCGAUAGUUUUGUCGAGUUGCCUUUCGUUGGAGCAUAUUUUGUUGCUCAGUCAUUUCGAUUCAGUCAUUAUUUUGUAAGCUGGUUCUCCGCAGGUACUUCCUUAUUGUCCGGUAUUGAUUCUGGCAUUGUUGCCGAUUGGAUUCAUAUCGAACUGCCUCGUUCACUAGUGGAUGUUGUUGUCUCAUGGAAUAUACCCAUGCACCGAUUUUUGCAUCAAUAUAUAUUUGGGGAGACUAAAAAAUAUGGCUCCGCAGCCGCAAUUUUCACUACCUACGCUGUUAGCUCUCUUUUUCAUGGCAUCAACUUUCAGUUGUCUGCGGUGCUACUUUCACUGGGAUUUUACACAUACGCUGAGACAAAAAUGAGGAGUAAAUUGAGUCGUUGCAUAAAUUCAUGUGUUCGUGCAAGGAAAUGUCACAAAGAGUGUCAUCAUACAUAUAAAGAGAAUGCAUUAAGUACGCUAGCCAUCAAUGUCGUGUUUCGAGCUCUAGCUCUUACACAUUUGGUAUAUCUUGGAAUGGCAUUUGAUGAUAGCACAGCAGAAACGGGGUAUUCCUGGAGACAUACACUCUCAGUAUGGGCUGAUUCCUAUUAUUUUAGUCAUGUUAUCGGAUUGUUUUCGUUGUUAUUGUCUUUCUAA
This is a messenger RNA of Cercopithifilaria johnstoni, 1341 nucleotides long. The record is from the annotation of a GenBank genome assembly. NCBI's taxonomy places the organism in Eukaryota, Metazoa, Nematoda, Chromadorea, Rhabditida, Onchocercidae.